Molecule: messenger RNA, 2769 nt
Organism: Megalobrama amblycephala (Wuchang bream)
Lineage: Eukaryota; Metazoa; Chordata; Actinopteri; Cypriniformes; Xenocyprididae
Product: taste receptor type 1 member 1-like
Exons: 3
Coding region: 436-1770 (444 amino acids)
Biological process (GO): G protein-coupled receptor signaling pathway
Cellular component (GO): membrane
Molecular function (GO): G protein-coupled receptor activity
Source: RefSeq, a predicted model, not a curated record
AUAUGGAAAUGGGCAUUUGUAUCAGUGAAUAUAGUGGUUUAAGCAAAUAGAAAUGUGUUUUAAGCAAAUGAAGUGUAGUAUAUCAGCCGGAUUUCUCUUAAACGGCCAGCCAAUACACAGCCCUGUUUCAAGAUUAACGGUCCAUCUUAAACCAUGCUUCACAGUAGCAUUUACCUUUUCCUUUUGGGUUUCAGUAAUUGUUUCUUUUUCAAAGUUUCUUGGGCAACAUCUGAGUUCAGCUUGGAAGGAGAUUACUUAUUAGGUGGCCUUUUCGCUUUACAUGAAAUUGACCAGGUAGAACACGUUUUCACCCCCGAGACCACUGAAUGUUUCAGGUAAGCAAGGACCUUUUAUCCAUCUAGAAUUAUCACUACGCAAUAAUGUAAGUAAUAAUGUAAGCAUCAUUUUACAUUUCUAAACUGAAUUUUCAAUGACAUGCUAUUAACUUCCUCACUGAUGUUUUCAAGGCACAGUUCCUCAAAAUCUGGCUAUCAGAUGUUGCAAGUAAUGAGGUUUGCCGUUGAGGAGAUUAACAACUCCACCACUCUUCUGCCCAAUGUUUCUCUGGGCUAUGAGAUUUUUGACCAUUGUUCUAAUACAAAGAAUUUCCGUUCAAUCUUAAGUUUUAUCUCAAAUAAUGGAUCAAUAAAACCUAAAGAAAAACUCUACAACUAUCAGCCUAAAGUGAUUGCUUUAACAGGGCCAUAUGGAAGCACAAGAACUAUUACUAUUGCACCACUGAUCACAAUGGACCUUAUACCAUUGGUGAAUUAUGGAGCUUCUAGCUAUGCGUUAAGCAAUAAACUUAAGUAUCCCUCUUUUGUAAGAACAGUUCCCAGCAACAAAGACCUGAUAGAGAUGAUUAUUCACAUCAUACGGUGGUUUGGAUGGAACUGGGUUGCCUUUCUUGGUAGCCAAGACAAUUACAGUUCAGACGGACUAAAGCUGUUUAACAAGUACAUCAACAAUACUGGCAUUUGUUUGGCUUAUCAAGAGGGUCUAAGCCUAAACGCAAACUACAGUCUAACACUUAAAAAGAUUGAUAUGCUCAAGAUCAAUGUUAUUGUGGUUUUUGCUGUACCACAAUAUGCAAUCAACGUAAUCAAAACAGCCAUAGUAGAGAACAUACGAGACAAAGUAUGGAUUGCAAGUGAAACUUGGGCUAUGAAUCAACAACUUCCAAGAGAGCCAGGAAUUGGGAAAAUUGGUACAGUCAUUGGCAUUACGGAGAGAUUGUUGUCAUUACCUGGAUUUGAUAAAUUCAUCUAUAAAGAGAGGGGAACAACUGAUGUUAAUUAUAAAGCUGAGAGUGAAGUCCAGGGUAAGAGUAAGACAUGUAAUCAAGUUUGUGAUUACUGCACAUUGUUGACCGCAGAGGAGAUUAUAAAUGAGAAUCCCUCAUUCUCCUUUGCUAUCUAUGCUGCCAUAUAUACUGUAGCUCAUGCAUUACAUAAGAUUCUGCAGUGCGACAUGAAUGAAUGCCACAAAAACAGAAUGGCUAAGCCAUACAUGCUUCUGGGAGAAAUGAAAAAGUUGGAUUUUCCACUCAAUGGCCGUCAGGUGAAAUACGAUGAUAAUUAUGAUCCAACCAUCAGUUACGCAGUUGUGCUUUGGCACACUGAUGUGAAUUCUCCACAGUUUGAGAUGGUGGGCACAUAUGAUACAUAUCCAGAAAUUACUUUUACCAUGGACAACUCUCUUGUGCCCUGGAGUAAUAAUAAUUCUGUAAGCCUUAUUUAUUGGUUGAUGAACCUUAUUCUAAACAUUUAGCUUUGUAGAAAACAUUUUCUCAAGCAGUUAUACAUAUUUCUCCAAACAAAGGUCAAUAUGCUCAAAUCAAAUAAUACAACCAUCUAGCAAAUUCACACUAUUUUUUUGCAGCUAACAUAAAAAGCAAAUAUUGAAGUCAAAACUACUGAACUGUUCUCUAUUUAUUACAUGUUUAUAUACAACUAUACUAUUGAAAAUGUGCAUUUAUUAUACAGUUGACACAAUGGAGAUCUUUUUUCCAUGUGUUUAUCUUGAGCUAUGGAUCUAAAGAAAGGAUGGUGUGAAUUCACUUAAAUUCAUGCCUGGCAUGCAUAUGCCUCAAUAUCUCUGCAGGCCUUUUCCUUUGCUUGGAGAAGAUUUACUUUGACAUAGAGGUUGUGGUUGAACAUCCUCUAUCUCCAGGAGAAAUCCCACAAAUGGAUUCAGAAAUGGAGAAUAUAGUGGAAGCAGCAGCGUCACAAAAUGUAGGUGAUUUUCUAACCCACAAUGAAUGGUGGAAGUGGACAUUGCCUAACCCCAAGACAAACACUGACCAAUGGCAUUCCUUUUUUUUUUUUUACUAUAGAAUAGAACCAUCUAUUAGAAUGGCUCUCAUCUCAUCUUGGCCACUCUUGAAAGAGUUUUGGAAAUCUCCUUUCCUCUUCAACCAUUCUACAUUUAGCCUACUCUUCCUCAGCCCACUCUACCUAUUAAUAUGCAUUAUUAUCUACCUAUUUUAUAUGCACUAUUAUAUGCACUUCUUUUCUCUUAUUUCCCCCCUCUCAUUUAUUAUUUAUUUGCUGUGUUUUCACAGAUUGUGAACAAUUGCUUACUCAUGCAGAAGAUAUCAAGCCAUGCCAUUUGAAUAAAGAAGAUGGCUUUAUUUAAUUGUCUGUUAACUGUUCAGAUCUGAUAAAUUUGUGCAUAGUGUUUAAGGGAAUUAAUUAUGUAAUUUGUUUUCUGUAAUUUGCAGUCCAUUUAUGCAUAAACAUAGUGUUCAGGCUAUGUUAAUUGUUUGAG